Solanum lycopersicum (tomato) is the source of this 1396-nucleotide messenger RNA. RefSeq names its product bifunctional L-3-cyanoalanine synthase/cysteine synthase 1, mitochondrial. Gene Ontology annotation, cellular component: cytoplasm. Lineage: Eukaryota; Viridiplantae; Streptophyta; Magnoliopsida; Solanales; Solanaceae. The record is from RefSeq and is a predicted model, not a curated record. Gene Ontology annotation, molecular function: cysteine synthase activity.
GAAAUAUAAUAAGAUGGACAAUUAUUUUAGAGAGAAGGAGAGAGAUAACAAGCUCGGCCAAAAAUAAAUAGUUAUUAUACUAACAAAAUUCUAUUUUUAGGUAUAGGAAAAAUUCAUCUGUAUAUACCGUAAUUUUCCAUUAUAAAAGGGGUAUUUUAUCUUUUGAAAUUUGAAGAGAGAUAGACAUUUACAGGCUUCAAAUAAAUUUCAUCAAUGGCGUCGUUGGUGAGGAGAAGAUUUUAUUCGAGUGAAGCAUCAUUUGUUCAGAGGCUAAGAGAUCUGCCAAAGUACCUUCCUGGUACCAAAAUCAAAACUCAAGUUUCUCAACUCAUUGGGAAAACACCAUUGGUGUAUCUAAACAAAGUGAGUGAAGGAUGUGGUGCUUAUAUUGCUGUUAAACAAGAAAUGAUGCAACCUACUUCUAGUAUCAAAGAUAGACCAGCAUUUGCUAUGAUCAAUGAUGCAGAAAAGAAAGGAUUAAUCACCCCUGGAAAAACAACACUAAUCGAGCCAACAUCAGGGAAUAUGGGAAUAAGUAUGGCAUUUAUGGCUGCCAUGAAAGGCUACAAAAUGAUUUUGACAAUGCCAUCGUAUACAAGCUUGGAGAGGAGGGUAACCAUGAGAGCAUUUGGAGCUGAUUUAGUGAUCACUGAUCCAACUAAAGGAAUGGGAGGAACUAUUAAGAAAGCUUACGAUCUUUUGGAAUCUACACCUAAUGCUUAUAUGCUUCAACAAUUCUCCAAUCCUGCCAAUACUCAAGUUCAUUUUGAGACUACUGGCCCUGAAAUCUGGGAAGAUACUCAAGGUAAUGUUGACAUCUUUGUCAUGGGAAUAGGAAGUGGAGGCACAGUCUCUGGUGUUGGACAAUAUCUGAAAUCGAAAAAUCCUAAUGUCAAGAUAUAUGGAAUCGAGCCAGCUGAAAGCAAUGUAUUGAAUGGUGGAAAACCAGGUCCUCAUGAAAUAACUGGCAAUGGGGUUGGAUUCAAGCCGGAUAUCCUUGACAUGGAUGUAAUGGAAGAAGUUCUGAUGGUUUCAAGUGAAGAAUCGGUAAACAUGGCUAGGGAGUUGGCAUUGAAGGAAGGCCUUAUGGUUGGUAUAUCAUCAGGAGCAAAUACUGUAGCCGCACUUAGACUCGCCAACAGACCAGAAAAUAAAGGAAAACUCAUAGUGACAAUUCAUCCAAGUUUUGGAGAGAGGUACUUGUCAUCUGUUCUGUAUGAAGAUCUCAGGAAAGAGGCACAAAACAUGCAACCUGUAUCAGUUGAUUAGUGUUCAAUUAUUAUAGUGAUAGUACUAGUGAAACUAGUACAAGAAAAAAAAAUGUAUGUGCUACAUUUUCUGAAAUAAUGUUUAUGCUUUAAAUAAUAAUGGAAAGUAAUCUUUUCUGAACGGUUAA